AUGACGUUGAAAAGUUCCAACAACGAUAACACGAUUGCUGCUGAUGAUCCUAACUCGAUUGCUGAUCUGUUUAAUACGUUUUUUGCUUCUGUAUUUCACCAAGACCAAACACACCCAGCAAACGAAACCACAAUCACUGAUGAAAACUGCCUAACAGAUAUUGAACUCACCGUAGAUGAUAUUCUCCCUUUACUACAUUCCCUAAAUGAACAUAAAGCUACCGGACCUGAUGGUAUUUCUAACAAGAUAUUGAAAGAAACUGCCGAACAAAUAGCCUCAUCCAUGUGCCUACUGUUCAAUCUCUCUUUACGAUCUGGUUCCCUUCCUGAUGACUGGAAGAUCAGCAACAUCGUACCAGUGUUCAAAAAGGGGAAGCGUGAACAUGACUCAAACUAUCAACCUAUCUCUCUUUUGUCAAAUAUAUCAAAAGUUCCCGAAUGUUGCGUACUAGUCAAAACAAGAGACCAUUUGCUUCAAUAUGUUAGUGAUAAUCAGCACGGUUUUAUACCUGGUCGAUCAUGCACAACUGUACAGGUCUUGGAGCGCAUUGGCCAACAACUCGACAACGGAAAACAGACAGACAUAAUUUACUUGGACAUGAGCAAAGCAUUUGACAGAGUUCGACAUGAU
Messenger RNA from Paramuricea clavata, 630 nucleotides. The record is from the annotation of a GenBank genome assembly. Lineage: Eukaryota; Metazoa; Cnidaria; Anthozoa; Malacalcyonacea; Plexauridae.